This is a messenger RNA of Batrachochytrium dendrobatidis JAM81, 1014 nucleotides long. RefSeq lists its product as uncharacterized. The transcript has 4 exons. The record is from RefSeq and is a predicted model, not a curated record. Gene Ontology annotation, biological process: nucleophagy; protein lipidation; protein localization to phagophore assembly site. Gene Ontology annotation, molecular function: phosphatidylinositol-3-phosphate binding; phosphatidylinositol-3,5-bisphosphate binding; protein binding. Gene Ontology annotation, cellular component: cytosol; phagophore assembly site membrane; extrinsic component of membrane. NCBI's taxonomy places the organism in Eukaryota, Fungi, Chytridiomycota, Chytridiomycetes, Rhizophydiales. The annotation marks the transcript as partial.
AAUCCUACCGGUGAGAUAAAGCAGCUUGGUAUGGAUCAAAAACCAGGGGGAAUUGCUAUUGUUGCCCUGCAUUAUUCUACAAAUCUAAUGGCUCUUGUUGGGGGAGGGAGAGUCCCAAAAUAUCCACCCAAUGUGGUAGUUUUAUGGGAUGAUUGGACACAGCGGAUUGUAGCAGAGAUUGAAAUGUCUGUUGAGAUCAAGGAUGUGCGACUUCGUAAAGACAGAAUCAUCAUCAUACUGGCGACAAAGGUGUUUGUGUUUUCAUUAGAACCAUCUCCGCAUAAAAUGCACGAAUAUGAGUGCAGCUGGAACAACCAUCCUAUCCUUGGAAUCUCAUCAUCUACAGAAAUGCCAGUUGUGCUUGCAUUUCCAGCAAGAUCAAAGGGACAAAUCCAAAUAGUUGAGAUACCUGUAGGAUCCAACUCGGCUUUACACAGUUCAAAACCAGUUCCGUUGACUGGUAUCAUCGCUGCGCACUCGACACAAAUUGCAUGUUUGGCGGUAUCUGGACAGGGAUCACUUGUGGCCUCUGCAUCAGAGCGUGGUACACUCAUUCGCAUCUUUGACUGUCGCACAUCUACACUUUUGAACGAGUUGCGACGUGGUGUAGAUUACGCAGAGAUUUAUUCAAUUGUAUUUAAUUCUGUAUCCACGCGUAUAUGUGUAGCGAGUGACAAGGGCACAUUACACAUCUUCAAUCUGUCUGGUGAUGGAGAAAUGGCUAGCAAUCCAAAAUCAGAUGAUUCAAAUAGAGCCAAUCGACAUUCAAUCCUAUCCCCUAUAUCAUCAUAUUUACCCAAAUACUUUUCUAGUGAUUGGAGCUUUGCUCAUUGUACACUCCCAGUUGAAUGCCGAUGUACAGUCUCGUUUUCUCACCCAUCCGCCAUUUCAGAUCGAGAAAACGCAGUUAUUGCUCUGUGUUCUAACGGUGGAUAUUUCCUAUUUUCAUUUGAACCCAAAAAAGGCGGAGAAUGUGCUCGCGAGGCGUUCUAUAGGUUUUAUAAAGAGCCAUGA